This is a messenger RNA of Ceraceosorus guamensis, 1191 nucleotides long. RefSeq lists its product as hypothetical. The record is from RefSeq and is a predicted model, not a curated record. The transcript is spliced from 6 exons. NCBI's taxonomy places the organism in Eukaryota, Fungi, Basidiomycota, Exobasidiomycetes, Ceraceosorales, Ceraceosoraceae. The coding region runs from base 146 to 1054 and encodes 302 amino acids.
ACACCCUCCUCUUACCCCCCCUCAACCUUUAUUCCUACCCUUACGCAUUACGCGCCCUCACACUCUUUACGGUCUAACGACGAGCUUCACUCCUCUCCACAUCUUCCAUCACCGUACUUGACCUGCUCUAGCUCCUGUCCUCAACAUGUUGCGCCCACUCAUCAAAGCCUCGACCGUCCUGGCAGCCAUGACGGUCUCGACUCUCAUCGUAUCAGUCAACGCCAUCGAUAUUCCAUCGCUUCCAGCAAAGACCAAGGACAAUAUGACGGGCUUCAACGAUUGUCAAAGCAGGUACGGUGCCUCGAGUCCUGAUGCUCUCUGCGCCAAUUCUUACAUCAAUUCCAUCAAGGUCUUCUGCCUGUUCGGCCCCGCCAACACGGGACCGACGAUCGGCGACGUCGAGGGCGAAGUAGUUUCGUAUUGCAUCAAGUCUGGCUAUGGAACCAGGCUGAUGCCCCGGGGCACCAUCCAGGGAGCCCAAUUCGUCAAGACCAAAAGCUUCCUCCAAGUAGUCGGUGUUGGGGAUCUCACCAAGAUCAACAUCCUAGCAGGCGAUGACGGCGGCGAAUUGGACCCCCACGGAGCCCUAGAAAUCGGAAACCCAGUCGGUGGCCUCGUGUUCACCCGCUCUUUCGAUGGAACGUGGCGUCACGCCAAGGAGUGGACGCAAUUCGUUUCGGACAAGGAGUUCUGCUUCCGCGCUUGCCACGGUCCUCAAAGAGCUCAAUACUGCGAGCACAUUUACGACCUUGAGGGAUGUGCUUGGAACAUGCCGUCCAUCAAUGGCUACGAAACCGGCAAAUUCGAACAGUGCGAGGGUGAUGAGGGAGAGCUACCUGGAGUGUAUGACGGAGUCAAGUGGCGCCGCGAAUCCGGCAUUAGCACACCCGAUCCUCAUCCAGCACCAGCCGUCUACAAUUGUCGCCGAAAGACGACUCUCGGCUACGGCAAGCCGGCCAAGGCUAUUCCUGGUCAGCCCAGCCAGCGCAGUUUCGGCGACGACGAAAACGACGACGAUCUGUUGCAGGGCCGCGUCUUCUAUGCGCGUGACUAGACGUGCAAUAGCUCUUCAUUCUCGUCCCUCAUGCCAAUCUCGGCUCAUCAACGCUCCCAUUCCAUGCGCGAUGCGAUAAUCACGAAUGUGGCGUUCUGAACAAUCGAACAAUGUUGCUCCUUCGAAAUCGGCUUGAA